Xyrichtys novacula (pearly razorfish) is the source of this 5610-nucleotide messenger RNA. NCBI's taxonomy places the organism in Eukaryota, Metazoa, Chordata, Actinopteri, Labriformes, Labridae. The record is from the annotation of a GenBank genome assembly.
AGCCUUUGCUCGGUGCAUCGAUGUGGUUCGAGGUGGAACACAGCAACAGCGGAAGAGCUCCUGACAGUCCUCACCCAGGGCGGAUAUUAAUGACCUCUUGUUGUCCGUCAUUGGUCAGCCUGCGUGUGUCGUCAUAAGUUUGACAUACCUCAGAGGAAGCGGGAACCACACCAUCCUCGAUUGAACUGAAUUUAUCUCCACGCUGGCUCGUCUACUGAUUCAAAAAGUAAGCAAAACAUAUACGGACAUGGUUAAGACGUGGUUUUCGGUCAAAAGCCUAUAAGCAACAUUAUGCCACAGUCAGAUUUGGAUUAUUUUGUGUGUGUGUGUGCGAGUAUCACGGAGAAUCAAUCAGAGAAAAACGGAAUAGUUCAGUUUGAAGCCAGUGUGUGCUAACGCUAGCCAAAAGUUUCCACAGUGGAGGAGUGAUGGCGGUGUCUCCCGCUGUGGACCACCAGGAACAGAUUGUCUUAUUUUUAAUCCGUUUAACACUGGUUGCAGUGAAGUGAACUUCUUAUGGACAUGAAGCAGUUUGUAGUGUGUAGCUUCCGCCAAAACCAAACAGUUUAGCUCACAGCAUUACACAGCGAAACAUCACUCUGCCAUUGUGCUAUGGCGCAUAUAUGUACCAUGAUGUUUCCUUUUAGUUUUUUAAGAUUCCUUUACUCUUUUUCCCCGGAUGUAAACAAAACCUAAACGUCCAAACGUAACUGCGAAGUUUGGACAUAAAGCUGUUUUAAAUCUGGACGAUUUGUCACUUUUUAAAGCAGAAAACUUGGAUUACUAUGAUGGUUCAAUUCUCAGGUCUUCAGGCAGUUCUCUGUUAACAAUACCUAAUGUUAAAACCAAGACAUAUGGUGAGGUAUCUUUUUAUUACUACGCACUAUUAUCAUUAUUAUUAUUAUUAUUUUUAUAGAUCAAGCUUCACCUAGGGGUCUUUUAUUAGUAAGCAAACCGCACAUUGCACUUUGUUUCUGCAUUUUAUCUUAUGCACUCUGUUCAAAUGCUUUUCUUUUUACCUUCUGAAUUGUUGUUUUUUUAUGUAGAUGUAUUUUAUUUCUUUUUAUGAUGUAUGACAGUGUUUUAAAUGUCUGUGCCUGCUGCAACCCCAUUUUUGAGACAUAAUAACAUUGAAGUGAAGUGAAGUGAAGCCCCCUGUCUAUGGCGCAGCUUACCUGAAGACCUGAGGACUGCACCUUAUCUUAAUGAUUUUAAAAGCAAACUAGAAACAUACCUUUUUAGUUUUGCUUUAAACUAAAUGUUAUAUCAUUAACUUUAAGUAUUUUAGCAUUUAUCUCUUCUAGUUUAAAUGACUGGAUCAUCUUUUAUUGAGCUAUUUUGGUGCUCUCACUUUAGUAUCUUUUACUGUUGCUUUUAUUUCAUUCUAUGUUACCUCGUUUUUAGAUUUUAAACCUCCAGUGCCUUGAAUUUAAAAAACGGCGUUUCCUCAGUGCGCACAUUCCUGUUUAUAUGAAAUCAAGCCCUUUUUAAGUUCAUGCAUUUUAAUACUGUUUUCCAUUGUGCUUAGAUUGUGGGGUGGGAAUGAGGGGUUGGGUUGGGGUAGAUUAGGGUUUUCUUUGUUUCUUUUAUUCCUCUGCUAUGUAAAGCACUGUGCGCUACAUCUUUUUUUUUUGUGUAUGAAAAGUGCUUUACAAAUAAAGACUGAUUGAUUAUUAUGUACGACACUUGCACGUGAAAUGGUUUCAUGUUGCAAACACAUGUACAUGUGAGUUUUUAGUCCAAGCUUAUAUAUAUAAAGAUUUUUUACCAUGUUUUUAAAUUUGUUGAAGUGAAACCUGUUAAACCUACUGAUUUCAAACCUAAAAGUGAUUAUAAAUUCUUUUCUUUCUUUUAUUUUUUACAGAUUUAAAGCUUCACAAAUGGCCGGAGAAAAAGAAAUAUGGCAAAAGAUUGGAGAGGGCUUUGUUCAGGCAUAUUACAACCAGUUUGACAAUACAAACAGGAUGGAGCUGGGUAACCUAUAUGUAAGUCAUACAUCCAUGACUGACUAACACACACCUUUUACUGGGCAUUUGUGCCUGUAGUUACUGUUGUCUAUGCUGCGUUUAAAAGAUAUCGUGUGUGUUGUAUAAAAACAUUGUGUUUUCCUUUGUUAGUCUGCUGAUGCCUGUUUGACAUGGGAAGGAGCCCCCUUUCAGGGGAGAGAAGCCAUUGCUGCUAAAUUAGCAGUAAGUUCCUUUUCUUUUUUCUGCUUAUUUUCAACAAUUGCAGUCCUAAAACAUAUUAAUGGAGGUAUGAUAACCUAAUCUACCCGACUCUUCCACGAACCAACUCAAGUCCAAGACUAUUAUAGUGUGUUGGUGGAUGUAAUUUAAAUCAAGCAUCUCAGAGUUUGUAUGUGAACAGUGCCAUAUAAAAAUAUUUCUAGUUGUCAUAGUUUCAGCAACACCAGAAGUCAUUUCUAAAAUGUUUUGGUAGCUGUCAUUUGAAGAGUAUACUUGUCUUCUCUUCUAUCUCCAAAUAACUGCAACACCUCACAGUCCGUCAGACAAUCUCAUAACAAAAUCUUUAAGAUGAGGAACAUCAACCGAACUUUUUGUUCCUCUUUACAACUUUGAAACAACACAUUCUGGUUUUAGAAUUAGUGCCUUAUUUUGAUUGUCAGUAUUAAUAAUGUCACUACAUGAUGUGUCAGUCAUUUUAUUUCUCAUCCACAGGGCCUGCCUUUCAAGCGAAUUAAGCACAUUAUCACAGAACAAGACUUCCAACCUACAAUAGACAGCUGUAUCCUCAUCAUGGUGUUUGGACAGUUACAGGUAUGCUGGUUAAUUUUUGUAGAUAUCCUCUUGUGCUGAUUUGUCUCCUAUCUGCCUUACAUGAACUUUCCUGGAUAACUGGUAUGACGUUGCUGACGAAACGGUAGCUUGGUUGUGUUUACUGUGGUUUUUCACGUUUUUCAUAUCAUGAGCAACAUCAAUACCAAAGACACCUGGUAUUUCAUAUUCAGUCUGACAGAACUGAGCCAAAUUAGAAGGUGAACAAGAUGAAAGGCAUACUCUGAGAGAAUCAGAGAAACUGACUGCUUUUAUACUAAGCAGAUGUUAUUAGUCAACACAAAAAGCACAGCAUGUUCAUGCUGUAUUGUGACAUACUGCCGGAUAAAUGUGAAAAACUCAGUAAUAAACAUGACCUUAUGAAGGUUUUUACAGGUUUAAUUGUAUGAGUCAUUUUUAAUAAAUGCUCAUAGUAGACCAUUGCAUUUUAGUUUGCAUCCUCUAAUAUGGGUUUUGCUAUAUAUUGCAUUCUUCACGAUAUAGAAAAAAAGCAUAUCGAUAAAAAAUAAAUCAUAUUGAUCGAUAUCGAUAAUUAUCGAUAUAAUUAUUAUAAUUAUUCAACAUAUAUUUUAAUUGCAGCCCUGGAUGUUUUAUGCUAUUGCUUAAUGACCUACUUUUAAUAAAGAACACACAAGCACUGAAAUCAAAUUCAAACCUUUAUUCAACCACCUUUUUAUUUUUUUUUUACCACAACUGAAAGUUUUUUAAAAAAGAACUUAAAAAAAAAAAAGAAAUCAACUUAAGUGGCCUGAGUGACGUCAGUAAAUACUGACAAACAUAAAGACUAAAGUGACCAGAAAAUCUGAUAAAUAAAUAUUUAAAUAGUCUUUUGAUGAAAAUAAACAAAACAAACAAAUAUAUAAAUAAACAGAAUAGCUUUAGGUGGGAAUAGCAUACUACCAGUUUUAACUGUGUGGGAAACUGCCCACAGCCUGGUGUCUGAACACUGAAACAUUUCUCCCGGGGUCGGGAGAUUUAUUUUUUUUAAUUAUCAUGUGAUUGACUUAAUACGCAAACUGAGCACGAGAAGCAGGACUUAUCCACGCCGGUGUUGUGUCGUAGAAUGCACCCCUGCCGAACGCACCCCCUGCUAGUAGCCAUGAUCCAAAUACUCGCGUCUUUAUAAAAUAUGAGCUCAUUUUCUUCCACUUUAAGUAGCUAAUGAGAGGACGGGAUGCAAGGGUGCAUUCUAUAGCACAACACCGGAACGUAUUUCCUCCGCACCCUUCUCAGCUUUUCAACCCCUGACCCGUUUUCAUGCCUGAAGCGCUGUGUUUGAGAAAUACUUGCGGCCGGGCACCUCAUAUCGCGGGUCAAGAGUGGCUAAAAGCUGGUCGAAGCCAGGCUUUUCAACGGUAGUUAUUGGCAGUAUGUCCCUCGCUAUGGAGCAUGUUACUGCAUGGGUGAUGUCCUUAUGCCGCUUGGACGCUUUGUCGUAUUUUGGCAAGAAACUAAGUCCAGCUUGGUCUGCUUCACUUGCUUUGUGCUGGUGCUGGCAGCGGUUCCAGAGGAUUCCUCCGACGACGACGUGGAGCCGCGGCGCAGCCGACACAGCUCGUACUCCUGCGGGUGCGAUCGGUUUAGAUGGUAGAACAAGUUGGUUGUGUUACCAGGCUAGGUUUUUACUAAUUCUCUGCAAAUUUUGCAAACGACCGCUGUUCGCUUUUUGUCAGACUUGUAAAAACCAAAACAUUGCCAUGCUGGUGAACUACUGAAACCUUUUUUCGGGACAAUGUCCUCCGCUUCUCCUUGCUGUAACAUUAUUUCUAAUACACGUGCUGUCUGUUGUGGUUUGAGAGGGGCUGGGCUUGGUGCCGUAGCGUACCUGGGUCUGCGUUUGUGAUUGGUUGGGAGGAAGUAAUGACUGUAGUAAAAGCUACAUGAUAGGCUAUGAUGAAAAAGAAAGGGAAACUGUGUUUUUCUAUCGAACUUUUUAUCGACCCGUUUUUUUUCUAUCGCGACACACGUCUAUCGAUCGAUAUAUAUUGUUAUCGAAUUAUCGUCCAGCACUAGGUUUUGCUAUAUAUUGCAUUCUUCACUUACUGUUUUACUAUAAGCCUCUAGAUAAACGAUGGUGGCUAAAUGACUUUGUUUUGUUUAUAAGCAUCAUUAAUAUCAAAUCAGCUGCAAUCUCACCUUAAAAUGACAGUGAUUAUACUUCAACUGCACCAACUUCAAACACAAAACGUCUGGAUAAUGGAUUUAUGAAUUUGAAGUUGGACAAAAACAAGAAGUACUACAACUUUUUUUAAGUUAAGUAAAAUAUUUGUCACAUGGAGAAUGUCACUCAGUACAGCCCUCUCUAAUAUUAAUCCACAUUAAUAACAUGUUAGCUGCUCAGCACACGAUGAUUACUCCAUUUAAAGGUUUGUUGUCCUCUAAAUAUCUGAAAACUGGAGUGAAGACCACAGACAGAUGCUUUACCCACUACUCUUGCUUUGUGCUACACUUCAUGGUAUUUUACUACUUUGCUAACUCUCCCUUGUCUUUAUGAAUUCUAUCUUCAGGUUGAUGAUGAUCCACCAAUGGCCUUUCAUCAAGUGUUCAUGCUCAAGUCCCAAAACUGUGCGUGGGCUUGCACGAAUGAUGUGUUCCGGUUGGGGAUACACAACAUACCAGUGUAGCAGUUUAAAUUAGUCGGCAUUGACACAUUGACAUUCAGAUUUCAAUUGAUUCCACAGUCAUGCUGUCAUUGAAAAUGCUCAGAUAUAUCGGUUCUUUCGCGUGUCUAAUACAUUUACAAGCAUGAUUUUUGUGUUGAAGUUUCCAUGUCAUAAUACAGUUCUGUCCAAUAAACAUAAUGAAUCAGAAAGUU